Paramisgurnus dabryanus is the source of this 1494-nucleotide messenger RNA. It is a transcript of the gene plaat1, whose product is annotated as phospholipase A and acyltransferase 1. The record is from RefSeq and is a predicted model, not a curated record. NCBI's taxonomy places the organism in Eukaryota, Metazoa, Chordata, Actinopteri, Cypriniformes, Cobitidae. Gene Ontology annotation, biological process: N-acylphosphatidylethanolamine metabolic process. Gene Ontology annotation, molecular function: glycerophospholipid phospholipase A1 activity; A2-type glycerophospholipase activity. Gene Ontology annotation, cellular component: cytoplasm.
AUUGAGGUCAGUGACGUCAUUCUCAUCAUCAGCUGUAGUUCUUCAGUGAGUUUCUCUCAACUCUCAUUAUUAGGCUACACAGGACAAAUAUCACACUUAUUUCAUUUCAAUCAAACAAGCGUCUAAUGGAGGUUUAAAAGUCAUCAUGACAUCUGCUUAUAACUGUGGAUUCUUCCUUCAGAAUGUGCAGAAUUAUGUUGUGGGAUGAUGGAUAACCAACCUCAAAGAACUAGUAAUAUGGCCUCAAGUGAACCUGAACAUUAUCAAUCCAAUGAGGAACCUCAACCCGGUGACCUCAUUGAGAUCUUCAGACCAGCCUAUCAGCACUGGGCUCUUUACCUGGGUGAUGGUUAUAUAAUCAACCUCACACCUGUGGAUGAGAGUCAAGCCACAGCCGUGUCCAGCGUGAAGUCCGUCUUCAGUCGUAAGGCGGUGGUCCGCAUGCAGCUCUUGAAGGAGGUGGUGGGAGGAGAUUCAUACAGGAUCAACAAUAAAUAUGAUGACAAUCAUACACCUUUACCUGUCUGUGAAAUCAUACAGCAAGCUCAGCAUCUCAUUGGACAAGAAGUGUCAUAUGACCUGUUGGGCAGCAACUGUGAACACUUUGUGACUUUGCUUCGUUACGGGGAGGGCGUCUCUGAACAGGCAUCCCGAGCUAUAGGAGCGAUGAGUAUAGUUACAGCAGCAGCGAGUGCUUUCUCAGUGUUGGGACUCAUCAACACACGAUCCAGGAACAGACCUUGAGAAACACUCAACACAUAAACUCAUCUGAAUUAGGUUUGCUGCUAAACUUUUCAUUUAAAUAAACCGACUAUAGACUGCAGUGAAUAAAGCAUCACAGGGAUGAUGGAUUUUUGUUAGCAAAACCACCCAGAAGCGAGACUUGAAAAUUUUGUUUAUCUGUGAAGAUAAUCGUGUUGGACAAAACAUGUCAGUGUCAUAACUUUUGUUAAGCACAGAUUCUUUUUUGUGAUAAUCCAAAAAGUCUAUGGUAUAAUGAAUGGGCUUUUUGACGAGGAAACCAGUGGCCCACUAACGUCCUGGUUGGCCUACAAAAAUACAUCAUCCUUGCGGCACUCUAUUAGCCCAUAGUAUACUUCUUUAUUAUAUUUGUUAACUAUUUAAUAUGAUUUCGCACACCACAAUGCAUUUUUGAGUGAGGCCGCAAUAAGGCAUUUAUUGAAAAGAAUUAUACAAAAACUCAUUUAAAAAAGAAACUAUACACUAUAACCCUAUACACUAGUCUUGUGUGUGGAAAUGGAUAGAACUUUGUAACAAAUAAUAAAAAAAGAGUCUGUUAAUAAUUGUCUCUUUCAUUUCAUUUCAGAAAUAUAUUAUAUACUCUAGUACUAUUCAAAAGAGUUUUUGAAUUAUUCUGAUGUCUAAGGAGGCUUGAAAUAGCUCAAAUAUACUGCCAUAAACAUUAGAAAUGUUGCAUAUUAUUGUUAUUAUUUUAAGUGACUGUAUUUAUUCAGAUUUAGCCUAACCCUAAAU